AUGCCGUGCCGGAGCAUGGCGGAGAACGAAUGCGAGAGUCCGACAUGCUUCAACGACUUCUGGAGCGUGCUCGGCUGCCAGGAUGAGAAGCUCAGGGAGAUUCGACUGGAGCGACGCCGCGACCUUCUCCAGGGGCGGACGCUGCUGAACAGUGCUCCAGAGAAGCCGCACUUCCAGGUCGACGACAGCCCGGAGAGUGCAGAGGAUGUCCUGUCAUCGCGCUUCUUUUGCUGUCGCCGGCGCAGCGAGAAGCCUCCGGUGAGGGCUGCGGCGGCAAAGCCCUGGGUUUGGGCUCCGAAGCCAGAAGAGAGCGAGCUCGAUCUGGAAUGGAAGAUCGUCGAGCACGAACUUGACGCCAAGUCGAUGGCAUGCCUGCGGAGCUUCCGCAAGGCAGUCGUGGAGGCUGGACUGGACUCUCACCGCGCUUGCGCAAACACGCCGCACUCGCAGCGGCCGGGGACGCUGGUCAGGUACUUGAGGGCCAGGAACUGGAAUCAAGAGCUGUCGAUGGCCAUGUUCCGCGAUGCCUUGGACUGGCGCCGAGACUACGACCUGGACGCCAAGUUGGAGGCAUGGAGGGCCGAAUGGAAGACGGACUCGACACCACGCGUGCAGCUGUGGAGGAAGUACGGCUACGUCAAGUGCAUCGGCCUGGACUACGACGGCCUGCCUAUUUGGCUGCACCGCAUGAGCCAGUGCGAUGCCGGAGGGCUGGUUCGCGAAGCCGGGAUCGAGGCCUUCAUCCUCUUUCACAUCGCUAUCUUGGAAGACAGUUUCGCGAGGGCACAAGAGAGGAUGAUGAAGACCGGCAAGCUGAUCACAAACUUCGUGGAGAUCUACGACCAGGGUGACUACGGCCACGUGGACGGCUACCUGCGUCGGGGCUGGGGCAGUUGGGAGGGAUACAAGCAGAUGAUCCCAAUCCUGGACAAGGUCUAUCCGGAACGGCUUCGCGUCUCCUUCCUGCUGAGGUGCCCCCGCAUCUUCGCGGUCUUCUGGCGUCUGGUGGAGCCCCUCCUGCCGGCUACAACAGUCAAGAAGAUCCGGAUCAAAGGAUAUGCUGCUUCGAGCUUCGUUGAAGAGCUCAAAGAAUUCAUGGCGGAGACCACUAUUCCGCCAUUUCUCCGUAGUGACGACAAGUCUUUCCUGGAGACCGCGGAGCCCUGGGGUGGCUGGGUGCCGUCGGGUGCAGGGGUGCAGUGA
Messenger RNA from Symbiodinium sp. CCMP2592, 1203 nucleotides. Lineage: Eukaryota; Dinophyceae; Suessiales; Symbiodiniaceae. The record is from the annotation of a GenBank genome assembly.